UUGAAUACAAUGUUGAAAACACUCGUAAUAUUACAGCUCGCAGCUAAUUUUUUAGCAGUGUUAUGUUCAGAUGGCGCUUCUUACCAGUCUUCUGAUUUUGCCUCAAUUUCGUCAUCUGUGUCGAACUCGUAUUCACAGAGUUCUUCCUACGUGUCGUCCGAUAAUUACGGUGAAGAUGCACCAGAAAACGUGUGCGAUGAACCCCAUGAAUAUUACGAAACUUGUGAAUCAAGCGCUGAAGCUGCAGACGAUUUAUGCGUUGUAGGCUGUCGUUGUGAAAGUAAUUACGUUCGUAAUGAUAAAGGCAAAUGCAUUGUGAAAAAUAAAUUUUGCCGACGCCAGUUUGAAACAUUUACUGAUUGCGUUAAUGGAGGAUGCGACAGACGCAAUUGCUCGGAACUUAAACGACCUGCUAUUUGUAUUGAUGUUGUUAGGAAUAGUUGCAUUCAGGGAUGCGUAUGCAAGAAGAAUUAUUUACGAAACGUCCACGGUUAUUGUGUCCCUGUUAACAAUUGUCCGGAAAGGAAAGAUCCAAAAUGUCGAGGUGUAAACGAAUAUUACGAAAAUUGUGCAUCUGCUUCUAAUUGCGAAACAUGUGAAAAGGGUUGUCAUUGUGUACUGGGCUACGUAAGGAACGAUGAAGGGCAAUGUGAAGUAGACAAAGCACAGUACUCCUCAGCCACUGAAACUUCGACAAAAAUUACAACAGAUGUUCCAACAACAGUAACUCCGGCACCCGCUGAAGUAGAUGCGGAUAAAGCUUUAGAGAAAAUUUUAGAUGCGAACACGCAUUUUACGCAAUCAUUUUUACAAUUCAAAACAAAUGAAAAUCCCGAAGAUAGUUUUAUAGCCUCACCUUUUUGUGCACUGAUACCGCUAGCAGAAAUUGCUUUAUACACAAUUGGGAAGUCCUUUGCGCAAAUUACAAGUGUACUGAAUGUCACUAACAAGGAUGAGAUUCGUCAAGGAGUGAGAAGGCUUUUAGAUAAUUUCAAAUUACCUAAGAAUGUAACACUGAAUUUGGCUCAAAAAAUAUAUGCCAAUAAACAAUUUGAAUUGAGUGAUGCAUUCAAACACGACACAGAAGUGUACUUUGAUGCUGAAGCAGAAAAUUUAGAUUUCAGUCAGCGGGCGUCAGCGGCGAAAACUAUAAACGAUUGGGUGAAAGCGCAAACAAAUGGACUCAUACCAAAUCUUGUCGACGAAAGUUUGUUGAGCGAUUUGACACGAUUGGUUUUGGUAAAUGCUAUUUACUUCAAGGGUAAUUGGUUCCGACCCUUUGACCCGAAAAAUACGAAAAAGAAAGAGUUUUUCAUGACCAAAGAUAAAAAUGGGACAGUCGACAUGAUGUAUCAGAAAGGCUACUUUAGAUAUAUGGAGAGUCCAACACUAGAAAUAAAGGCAUUGGAAUUAUUAUAUAAAGAUAGAAACUAUAGUCUUUUAUGUGUGUUACCAACAUCGACGGACACUUACUCUCUAGAGGGCCUGGCACAAAAGCUACAAGAUCCUCAAACUUUUAAAUCUAUAAUUGAUGAAUUGCAAAACCAAGAAGUUAACGUAUAUUUACCGUCAAUACAAACAUCAACCACUACUGAUCUAACGAAAGUAUUUAAAGCUGUAAAUAUCACCGAAGUGCUGAACCCUAAUAACACAGAUAUGGUCGGAAUACUAAAAGUGUUUCAGCAACUCUAUGUGUCUGCAGCCGUUCAAAAAGCAAAGGUUGUUAUCAAUGAACUUGGUUCCGAGGCAGCCGCAGCAAACGUUAUAACAGUCGGCGUUACUUCAGUGAUGAUAACUGAACCAAAAGUUUUUGAAGCUAAUCGUCCUUACUAUUAUUUUAUAUUAAACCAGAGAAAAAAUAUUCUUUUCUGUGGUGCCUACACUGGGGCAUAG
Papilio machaon (common yellow swallowtail) is the source of this 1893-nucleotide messenger RNA. Its product is annotated as antichymotrypsin-2. Gene Ontology annotation, molecular function: serine-type endopeptidase inhibitor activity. NCBI's taxonomy places the organism in Eukaryota, Metazoa, Arthropoda, Insecta, Lepidoptera, Papilionidae. The record is from RefSeq and is a predicted model, not a curated record. The transcript has 13 exons. Bases 10 to 1893 code for a protein of 627 amino acids.